Molecule: messenger RNA, 1788 nt
Organism: Ipomoea nil (Japanese morning glory)
Lineage: Eukaryota; Viridiplantae; Streptophyta; Magnoliopsida; Solanales; Convolvulaceae
Exons: 8
Coding region: 1-1788 (595 amino acids)
Source: RefSeq, a predicted model, not a curated record
AUGAAGAAAAUUACAACUUCAACCACGAUUGGUGCAAAGCGAAAGCAGAACAGCAACAACCCAGAUAAUGAAGAUAUCAAUGUCAAUGGUGGAGUGUACAUGUCGUUCCUUCAAUCUAACAAGAAUACAAGAAUGGUUCACUACGUUAAUGAAUCGUUGUUAACAUUAGUCGUCAUUGCAAUUGACAGGUUCUUCUCCGGGGAGAACGCCAAUACAGACUACGUCAACGCAACAAACGACGAAACAGUUAUUGGAGACCGCGCCAUACCAACUACAUCCAACUGUCGGGAUCGGUGCUUCGACCUAAAUCGAUCACCAGAUUCGCAACUAGGUAUCAAUAUAUUACCAGAAGGCGUUUCUUAUUGCCAAGGUGGGAAGAUUGAUAGAACUAUUAACAAUGGAAAAUCACCUCCCAUAUUCCGUAUAAAUGGUCAAAAUUUCCACCGCAUUGGAACUCUACUACCGGCACUCGGCACUCAACCUAAAUUUGCACAAUUAUACAUUCACGAUACAGAGAAUGAGAUACAAAAUCGCUCCAACUCUUUCAGGACGGAAAGCAAUGGUUCUGCCGUGCAUCUUGAUGUAGUUCAUGACAUUAAGCAAGAUCUAGAUGAUCACAAUGUUUUGGUUAAGUCAUUCCGAAUGGCCAAGUCAUUUAUGCAAUCUAAUCCUACAAGUGAAAUUAGAAUGAGAUUAAUCGGGAAGAGAUCUAAAGAUGCCAGAACGUAUGCACUACCAACUGCUUCAGAGGUUGCUGCUCUCAUUGUUGGAGAUCUAGAACCUUGCAUGGGUGAACGUGAUAUCGUGGUCGAGUCUAGAUCUAGAAUGCUUAAACGAAUUAGUGAAUUAAACCCAGCGUAUCUACAAUUGCAAUACCCAAUUUUAUUUCCAUAUGGGGAGGAUGGUUUCAGGGAAGAUAUACAUUUUGCCACACAUAGUAAUAAACAAAAUUUUGCAAGAAAGAGUGUUUCACAAAGAGAGUACUUCGCGUUCCGUAUUCACGAAAGAUCAAAUGAGAUCUCAACUAUAUUGUACGCUAAAAGGUUAUUCCAACAAUUCUUGGUUGAUGCGUAUACUAUGGUUGAAUCUUCGAGGUUGCUAUACAUUAGGUCCAAUCAAAAAACUUUAAGAUGUGAGGCGUACAAAGGUCUUUCUGAUGCGUUAACAAGAGGUGAAGUGCAACCUAGCUCUCAAGGUAAAAGGAUAAUAUUACCUUCAAGUUUCACGGGAGGAGCAAGAUACAUGAUACAGAACUACCAAGACGCCAUGGCAAUUUGCAGAUUUAUAGGUUAUCCAAACCUGUUUAUUACUUUUACAUGUAAUCCUAAAUGGCCCGAGGUUCAACGCUUUUUGGAGAAAAGAAAUUUGAAAGCUGAAGAUCGUCCGGACAUUGUUUGCCGAAUUUUCAAAAUGAAGCUAGAUUGCUUAAUAAAAGAAAUAAAAAAUGGGAAACUGUUUGGUCCUAUGAGGGCAGAAACGGGGUCUCCACAUGCUCACAUAUUAUUGUUCCUACAAGGGACGAGUUGCUUUGCCAAUCCUGCUUUUAUGGACACGAUAAUUUCGGCCGAGAUCCCAGACAAAUUGAUAGACAUCGAGUAUUACAAAGCGGUCGAAGAAUUCAUGUUGCACGGCCCAUGUGGUGUUGCCAGGAGUAAUUCACCGUGCAUGGUAAAUGGCAAGUGCUCGAAGCAUUUUCCAAAGAGAUUUAUUGAUGCAUCCCAUUUUGACCAGGAUGGUUACCCGUUGUAUCGAAGAAGGGAUGAUAAGAGGACAAUUAAAAAAAAUUGA